This is a messenger RNA of Crotalus tigris (Tiger rattlesnake), 1942 nucleotides long. RefSeq names its product serine/threonine/tyrosine interacting like 1 (gene STYXL1). The record is from RefSeq and is a predicted model, not a curated record. Lineage: Eukaryota; Metazoa; Chordata; Lepidosauria; Squamata; Viperidae. Gene Ontology annotation, biological process: negative regulation of cytoplasmic stress granule assembly; positive regulation of intrinsic apoptotic signaling pathway; protein dephosphorylation. The coding region runs from base 371 to 1369 and encodes 332 amino acids. The transcript is spliced from 10 exons. Gene Ontology annotation, cellular component: mitochondrion. Gene Ontology annotation, molecular function: protein phosphatase binding; pseudophosphatase activity; protein phosphatase inhibitor activity.
CUUCGCGAAAAAAACGAUUUUUCACACCAUCAGCACCGGAGCGCGAGUAUGAAAGCGUGAGUGACGUCAUCUCAUAGUUACCAUAUAAAGCCUCCCUGCAUGGGAACGGGAGCUUCCUAGGCCUGGUGGGUCUAUCGCAAGACGUGGUGGUGGGAACUCGAAGAAAAUAACCAUAGGCGCAGCGAUGCUUUUCUCCCUUGAAAUUGCCGAUAUCAUCCUGGACGAGUGAAAGGCAUCCUGAUACCUUGGAUUUCAGUUUAGAAAAGAACUUUUUUUUAUUAAUGGAGAAGCCACAUGGGUGCGAAUAAGCCUUCUACAUGAAUUAAUCUUUAGAGAAUGCGAUUGGAUUUUUGGCAUUUUUUCCAGUGGGAUGGCAGGAGUGACCUUGUGUGAACCAACAGAACUGUAUAAUUUGUUGAAUCAGUCCACAAAGAUCUCUAGAUUAGCAGAGCCAAACUAUCUCUGUUUACUGGAUGCUCGUACCAAGAGGGAAUAUAAUGAAAGCCACUUAAUGACAGCAAUACGAGUCAAAACAAAUCCAUUGGGCAAAUACUUGGUGCCUCAAUCCAUCAAUCUGGAAUGUGUCCGAUAUUGUGUAGUAUAUGAUGGCAAAACGGAGUCUGUGGAUGCGGCUUUUAACAUGGAUUAUGAUCUACUUGAAGUGGAUACAGAACUAACACCAUUUGACACAGGAAUUGACAUAAGGGAAUUAAGAAAGAAACCAUCCUCUGAAUAUAAUGCUAAAGAAGGCUCUGCAGCUCGCUGUGCAAGAAUUAUGCAGCGCCUUACCCGCUUUCCAGUCAUGAUCUUAAGAGGCGGCUACGAACUCUUUACAGCCUCCUACCAUUAUCUCCGGACCCAAAAGAUAUUUUGGAUGCCUCAAGAAUUGGAAGCCUUUAAGCCCUAUCCAGUAGAAAUCUUGCCCGCUAAGCUGUACAUGGGAAACUAUGUGCAAGCCUGUGACAGCCAGAUUCAGAAAGAUCUGAAAAUCAAGGCUCACAUUAAUAUCUGUGAGGAAGCUGGCACAUUCUUGCUUGAAGACAGAGAAAAUCUCCUUCAUAUUCCUAUUCCUGAUUCUCUGGAGGCAGAUUUAUUUUCUCACUUCGGCAACAUUUGUCACUUUAUUGAUGCUCACGUCCAUAAAGGAGCGGUCUUAGUCUUCUCCUCUUUUGGAAUAAGCAGGUGUAGCACAGCAGUGAUGGCUUACCUUAUCCAUUCUUGCAAGCUUUACUUGAAGAACGCUUGGAAUUACGUCCAAAAAUGUAAAAAUAACAUGCGGCCCAAUCGAGCAUUUGUGAAACAACUAUCAGAUUGGGAACAACGGAUCUAUAUAACUGCCAUCACUGACGUUUCAGAACCAAAUUACUGAUUGGCAGCUUCAUUAUGUUUUUAUUUUUCAUGAGUUUGUUUGUCAAGGUCAGAAACAUAUUCUAUAGAAUAAACUUUCAGACAUCCAAAAUGCUGCUCCCCAAACAGGACACUUCCACCAAAAAUCUGUUUCCAGCUACAGAUCAAGGAAAGUUGUAGCCCAUCCCUAUGGAACACUAUCACCGGAGAUAAGAACUGCUCCCACCCUUUUGGCCUUCCAGAAGGAUAUUAAAACUUGGCUUUGCCAGUUGGUCUGCGGUCCCCAGGGAGGUGCUCAUUGCUGAAGGUGGUUGAUGAGAAGUCCCCAUCCCCAUCCCGUCUCUUAUUCCUGAUUUCUGUAUAGUUUUAAAAUCUGAAUCUGUGAAGUUUUAAUGUUAUAUUUUAAUUAUUUUUCUAUUUGUUUCUAUUUUUCUAUUUGUAAGCUGCCCAAAGCCACCUUUCAGGGUGGCAUAAAAAUUUAAUAAAUAAAUAAAUAAAAGCUACAAGCACACCAUCAGCACACAGAGUUAGGAAACAGGCAAUGUGCAUUAUGCCUUACCAGAGGAAAUGAGGAAUAAAAGCUCCAGCCAUCUUU